AUGUCACAGAAGGAUGUCCGUGUCCGUGUCUGUGAAAAUACCAGCAGCUGGGUUAAGGUACCCCGUCAGUCGACCAGAUAUUCCUUUGAAAGAUGGCAGGUCUCCUUGGCGAUGGCGUUUUCCUUAUCCUUUAACACCGAUAUUCAAAGUUGA
Messenger RNA from Sclerotinia sclerotiorum 1980 UF-70, 153 nucleotides. RefSeq lists its product with no specific name. Lineage: Eukaryota; Fungi; Ascomycota; Leotiomycetes; Helotiales; Sclerotiniaceae. The coding region runs from base 1 to 153 and encodes 50 amino acids. The record is from RefSeq and is a predicted model, not a curated record. The transcript is spliced from 2 exons.